Echinops telfairi (small Madagascar hedgehog) is the source of this 1316-nucleotide messenger RNA. It is a transcript of the gene GDF2, whose product is annotated as growth differentiation factor 2. Gene Ontology annotation, cellular component: extracellular region. Gene Ontology annotation, biological process: SMAD protein signal transduction; BMP signaling pathway. The transcript has 2 exons. Bases 1 to 1293 code for a protein of 430 amino acids. Gene Ontology annotation, molecular function: growth factor activity; cytokine activity. The record is from RefSeq and is a predicted model, not a curated record. NCBI's taxonomy places the organism in Eukaryota, Metazoa, Chordata, Mammalia, Afrosoricida, Tenrecidae.
AUGUACCCUGGGCCUUUGUGGGUAGCUUUGUCCAUGUUCUCUCUCUUGGUUUGUUCUGUACAAGCAAAGCCACUGGAGACCUGGGGGCAUGUGUCUGCUGGAGGCAAUUCUCACAGCCUGCUGAGGGAGGCUCAAAGAAACCAGGAUAGGGGCACUUUCGACCUGAAGAUGUUUCUGGAGAAUAUGAAGGUGGACUUCCUGCGCAGCCUCAACCUGAGCAACGUUCCUUCCCAAAACAAAACCAGAGUGCAGCCACCACAAUAUAUGAUCGACUUAUACAACAGGUACAUCACUGACAAGUCGUCCACCCCAGACUCCAACAUCGUGCGGAGCUUCAGUGUGGAAGAUGCUGUCUCUUUAACUGCCACAGAAGACUUCCCCUUUCAGAAGCACAUCUUGCUCUUCAACAUCUCCAUACCCAGGCACGAGCUUAUCACGAGGGCUGAACUCCAACUCUACAUCUCCUGUCAAAACCACAAGGACGCACCUCAUGAGCUGAAAGGAAGCAUGGCCAUUUAUGAUGUUCUAGAUGGAACAAAUUACUGGGAUUGUUCUUCAGGUACCAAGACAUUUCUGGUGUCCCAGAACAUUCGAGAUGAAGGCUGGGAAACUUUUGAGGUCUCCAGUGCAGUGAGGCGGUGGGUCAGGGCAGACUCUUCCAAGAACAAAAAUAAACUGGAGGUGAUAGUGGAGAGUCACAGAAAAGGCUGUGACAAGCUGGAUAUCAGUGUUCCUCCAGGUUCCCAAAACCUUCCAUUCUUUGUUGUCUUCUCUAAUGAUCGCAGCAAUGGGACCAAGGAGACCAGGUUGGAGCUUAGGGAGAUGAUUGGCCAUGAACAGGAGAAUGUGCUCAAAAAGUUGCCUGAGAAUAGUCUGCUGGAUGGAGGUAAAGAAAAGGACAAUGAAGAAAGAAUGAACAUUCACCUGGCCACAGGAUCUUCUUUAGCCAGACAGAAAAGGAGCACUGGGGCUGGCAAUCACUGUCAGAAGACCUCUUUACGGGUAAACUUUGAGGAUAUUGGCUGGGACAGUUGGAUCAUUGCGCCUAAGGAGUAUGAUGCAUAUGAGUGUAAAGGUGGUUGUUUCUUCCCCCUUGCUGAUGAUGUGACCCCAACGAAGCACGCUAUUGUGCAGACCUUGGUGCAUCUCAAGUUUCCCAUGAAGGUUGGUAAAGCCUGCUGCGUACCUACCAAAUUGAGCCCUAUCUCAAUACUCUACAAGGAUGACAUGGGGGUCCCCACUCUGAAGUACCACUAUGAAGGCAUGAGUGUAGCAGAGUGUGGGUGUAGGUAGUGCCUUCUCAUGCCAUGCAGUGU